UUGUGUUAGCAAAUGCUGAUCGGCGCUGGGGCAGGCAGGCGUUGCCCAAGCACAGGCAUCUGCUGAGAUUGUGCCGUGUCAUUUGGAGCUUUCAGCAAGACACUCGGCUACCGUGAGGCUGGGAAGGCUGUCACUGCUGCAGGAGGUAAAAUAAGAACAUGGCAUGAUGUCCUUUGGAAAAGGAGCGAUGGCAGCCAUCAGGAAGAAGCUGGUGAUCGUGGGAGAUGGUGCCUGCGGGAAGACGUGUCUGCUGAUCGUGUUCAGCAAAGACCAGUUCCCCGAGGUCUACGUGCCCACGGUGUUUGAGAACUACAUUGCUGACAUAGAGGUGGAUGGCAAGCAGGUUGAGCUGGCCCUGUGGGACACGGCAGGACAGGAGGACUAUGACAGGCUGCGGCCCCUCUCGUACCCGGACACAGACGUCAUCCUCAUGUGCUUCUCCAUCGACAGCCCCGAUAGCCUCGAGAACAUCCCUGAGAAGUGGACGCCGGAGGUGAAGCACUUCUGCCCCAACGUGCCCAUCAUCCUGGUGGGGAACAAGAAGGACCUGCGCAACGACGAGCACACGCGGCGGGAGCUGGCCAAGAUGAAGCAGGAGCCGGUGAAGCCAGAGGAGGGGAGGGACAUGGCCAACAGGAUCAACGCCUUUGGCUACCUCGAGUGCUCGGCCAAGACGAAGGAGGGGGUGCGGGAGGUGUUUGAGAUGGCCACCCGAGCUGGGCUGCAGGUGCGCAAGAACAAGAAGCGCCGAGGCUGCCCGCUGCUGUGAGCAGCCCUGCUGGCACUGCCUGCCCUGCCCGGGGCACUGCCGGCACCCAGCGCCAGCUGCACCUCACGGUGCCACCGCCUGCCCGCACCCUUGGCACCAGAGUGCCACCCCCGCUCACAGGGCUCCCUGUGACACUCCGGGGCCACGAGGGGCCAGUGCCUUCAGCACCUGCUGCUCUCCGCGGGCCGGUGCUCGUGUUGCUCCCCGUGUCGCCCCGUUCUGUACUGAGCUCCCUGGUUUUGCCCUUCCCACGGGCAUUGCUGGGGUGUUCCCUCUUUCCCCAGCUCUGGGCAGGUGCCGCAGAAGCAGGAGGUGCCGGUCACAGCUCCCGUGUGGGG
Messenger RNA from Melozone crissalis (California towhee), 1107 nucleotides. RefSeq names its product ras homolog family member C (gene RHOC). The transcript has 5 exons. Lineage: Eukaryota; Metazoa; Chordata; Aves; Passeriformes; Passerellidae. Gene Ontology annotation, cellular component: neuron projection. Gene Ontology annotation, molecular function: GTPase activity; GTP binding. The record is from RefSeq and is a predicted model, not a curated record. Gene Ontology annotation, biological process: small GTPase-mediated signal transduction. The coding region runs from base 164 to 769 and encodes 201 amino acids.